Trametes versicolor FP-101664 SS1 is the source of this 1087-nucleotide messenger RNA. RefSeq lists its product as uncharacterized. NCBI's taxonomy places the organism in Eukaryota, Fungi, Basidiomycota, Agaricomycetes, Polyporales, Polyporaceae. The record is from RefSeq and is a predicted model, not a curated record. The transcript has 3 exons. The coding region runs from base 413 to 1036 and encodes 207 amino acids.
GCGCCCAUCUCUGGCAGGGGCCAGCCUUUCCCGCUCGUGCCACUCCGCCCUUCGAGUCCGUGGUCUUCACGCGUCUCCAGUCGCCCCGGCAGCGCCGAAGAAAAAGCAAGGCGCGUCUUCUACCGAGGCGGACGACCUAUUUGGAGAAGAAGAGGACGACUCACUGUUUGGAGACGACCUCUUUGGAAGUACCAAGCCUUCCACCGUCCAGCCCACACACGUCGAUGCUGUGAAGCGUACGGACUUUCCCCCGCACAACCCCUCCGUCCCUGCCCCCCGCAACUACGACAGGUCGCCACCACUCGGAGUCAAUGUCCGGGUCCUUGCCGCCGAUGACAAGAAGGCGCGGUUCGAGGAGCUCUACCAGUUCGCAGCCAGCUGCAUAGCAGACAAGUCCGAGCCCGCACGCCAAAUGCGCACCUCGGCCUGGCACCACCUCUUCUCGCUCGCCGGCACGCCCGAGGAACUGGAACGCGUCGCAGAGCUGUUCCCCAAGUGGCGAGACGCGCGGCGGUCGUUCCGCCCAGCUACCCCGGUGCAGUUCGCUCGACGCUGCGAAGAGCUCCACUGCCCGCAGCUUGCGCUCAAGGUCUUCGGGAACCACUCCAAAUACGGCCUCGACCUCACCCUCGAGGCCGCACGGCCGCUGUUGCACGGCCUGCACUUGCACCACCCGCUCCAGGACACGAUCACGCUCACCGCGCUCUUCAGCGUCUACAAGCUCCCGCCCGUGUCCUCCGACCUGGUAUGCAGCGCGCUACUCCUCACCGCAUGCUUCAAGCACGCGUCGGAGGAGUCGCUCGCUGUUGCGCGCGCGCUCGUGUCCUCCUUCCAGCAGCUGCUCGCGACGACCGAGCCCGCCGCGAUGGCGCUCCAGGCGGCAGACCACGGGCUGCCCGCGGACAAGGAGAAGCGCUGGCUCGCGUGGACGUUGAAGAAGGUCGAGAAGGCAUUGCAGCGGCAGGAGCUCGACUUUUCGUGGCUCAGGCAGUGGCGCGUCGCGAGUGGAUAUGCCGGGUAUACUGGAUUGGAGUGAUUGUUUUCACUAUGGUACGCCACAUUAAUACGCACAUAAUCACUACCUCCU